UGUUCUAUUUUAGAAAAAAUAUUUUUUGGCCCUUUUCUUUUUUCAAAAAAUUCAUAUACAGAGUGAGAGUUCAUCACUUGUUUAAGAAAAUAGCAAUAGGGUUUUAACAUAAAAUACAAAUUAAUUCUCAAGUAUUCAAAGUCACCGCUACACCUAAAUCUCAAUGACGCGAUUCUAGUAGAUGAACAUAUCCGCCAUUUUUGUUCGAUUAAUUUGCGUCAUCAGCUGCAGCAAAUCUUGAAUAGGGUUGUGGAAAUGGCAGCCCUAAUCUACCAGAUCUUCUCAUCGGCGGCGCUGCUGGCGCAGGGGUUCUACCACCUCAUCUCCGCCACCAGAAACCACCUCAAAUUCCCCGCCGAUUACGUCGCCAAACCCUACCAUCCCCUCCCCUUCACCGCCGCCGCCGCCGCCCACCACCACCACCACCGGUGGCGGCAUCUGCAGCUCUACCUCAUCAUCCUCUGCCUCAUCAUCGCAAUCAUCCACCAGCUCAUCGUCUCCUCCGACGCCGAUCCACUCGUCAAAGGCCGCACCGCCGUCUACCUCUUCACCUCCCUCCAAUCCGCCGCAUUGCUCUUCGCCUUCCUCCUCCUCGCCCUCGCCCUCCUCCUCUCCGACGCCACGUCGCUCCUCCCUCUCCCGCUGGAUCUCUUCUUUGCCGUCGCCUCCACGCUCUUCUUCCUCGAUUAUUCCCUCCUCUCGUCCUCCGCCGCCGUGCAGACCUCUGAUCUCCAGGCCAAAUGCACCUCCACCUCCGCUGGCAUCUCCGCGCUCUCCUCCGCCUUGUGCCUGGCCCUCGCCUGCCAGCCGAAACUGUUCGUGGCUGACGCCGCCCUCGGUGCCUCCUUCUGUUUACAGGGGCUAUGGGCGCUGCAGACCGGCCUCUCGCUCUACGUCGACGCCUUCAUCCCGGAGGGCUGCCACAAGCUCUUAGAUGUGGUGAGCGGCGUCGACGGAUCGACCAAGUGCGAUUUGGACGACUCCAAGCUGAGGGCGGUCGCGAUUCUCGACCUCAUUUUUGUUCUUCACGUCGUCUUAGUGCUUGUUAUCUUCCUCGUGGUCUACACUGUUGUUGCCAAGACUCUCGGCGUCCGUACCAGAUUGGGAUCGUAUGAAGCAUUGCCAAAUACUUCCCUCGAUCCGAAUCACAUCCAAUUGAAAGCUAUGACCGGCACCCAGGCGUAAACAAUUUAGGUGUUCCUUGUUUUGUGGGGAGCAAGAGAGGAAAGGUUCCUGGUGAGGAAGUAAAGAUAUGAUGCAAAAUUAAGUGAUUGUUGGUUCUAAAUGCCAGGCCGCAAAACAAAGCAUUUCCUUAUUUUGGACGUAUAAUCCUUCGAUUCCUUCCUAAUUCUUAUUAAACUGGAUGAUUUGUUAGAAAAAUGAGCCCUAUUCAUCCAAGAUGGCCAACUUUUUAGGGUGUAACUCAUGAAGGAGGGCAGACCAGCAUGAUGACCAAAGAUACAGGGGAUUAACCUUAAAAGUUUGUUUUAUAGAGUUCAUCAUGUUUAGUCACAGAGAUGAAGUCCUGUCAAUGGAAUUCAGAAAUUGAACUCCUAAUAACCGAUGAUUUAUGUAAGUAGAAACUGUUGUUAAUUGUCACUUGUCAGUUCUCUAUUUAGGGCAGUCAUAAACCACAGAGUAAACUUGGUAAUUUCAUUCCAUUUAAUGUUUGAGGUUAUUAGAUGUGGGUCGAAAGGCUUUAUUUGAUCCAUUGUUAUUGGUUUUCAACGCUGUAUACACCAUCCUGAACCUCUAUCGUUAUCAUGCUGCGUUAGUUUCCCUUUUCUGUCUCAUUUUGAACAAGUAGUGAUAAGUUCAGGGGAAUGAUAUUGAUGGUGCCUUCUCCUUCAAAUGUGACUCGUCUCUUGUUUUUCUAAGGGAACAAAUAUUGGAUGCUGAUGGUGAAUUGUCUUUGUAAGUUAAGAGCUUCCUCUUUAAUAUAUGUUGUGAUGAAUAAUGCAGGUUAGUUCAUGAAACAGAUUGGUGAAAUUACUCAGCAAUGCUUUUGGAGGUCCCAAUUUGGUGUAAUGUAUGAUUGAGAAAAGCUGUGUUACCCUCGGAAUACAUUUUGUGCGUGUAUAGUACACAAUUACAUCAUAUUUGUUGAUUUAUGAAUUAUGAUGUUGCUGCUCAUCUCUGUCCAACAUAUUAGCCUAUACUAGUCUAGAUUUUGGGUAAAUGUACGUUUCUAAGUUCUAACCUAUAUUUCAGUGCAUUACAAAAAUAUCACAUCCAUCCUUCAACGAUGUAUAA
This is a messenger RNA of Salvia miltiorrhiza (redroot sage), 2253 nucleotides long. RefSeq lists its product as uncharacterized. The transcript is spliced from 2 exons. Bases 256 to 1185 code for a protein of 309 amino acids. NCBI's taxonomy places the organism in Eukaryota, Viridiplantae, Streptophyta, Magnoliopsida, Lamiales, Lamiaceae. The record is from RefSeq and is a predicted model, not a curated record.